This is a messenger RNA of Plodia interpunctella (Indianmeal moth), 785 nucleotides long. RefSeq lists its product as uncharacterized. The record is from RefSeq and is a predicted model, not a curated record. NCBI's taxonomy places the organism in Eukaryota, Metazoa, Arthropoda, Insecta, Lepidoptera, Pyralidae. The transcript has 3 exons. The coding region runs from base 109 to 447 and encodes 112 amino acids.
CUGAAGUUAUAAUGUCACGAUAACGUGCCAAGUGCACACAUCUAAUUCUAAAAGCACAUUUAAAAAAAAAAACGAAAAUUAUAAUAAAAUGCGACUCAAAUAAUAACAAUGCCAAGUAAAGAGUACAUGAAAAGUUGUGAGAUAUCUAGGACUAAGCCUCCACCUGUCUGGUCUUUUUGUCUCGAUUGGGUGACCAAGUUAUUCGAAGGAUGGUUCCCGAAGAAGAAGUGUGGUCAGAACACACCCGUCACGGUCGCGAGCUCCACCAAAAUCUUCAACUUAAAACCGCUUUUUGGUACAUGUAAAAAGAGUGAAACUAUAAAAAACAGUGAGAUAGAACUUGCCAGCCUGAUAGCUUUGGCUGGAGCGUUUCUGUUGGCUUUGGUGGUGGUUUCGAUCCUCAGGCAGAGGGUCUGCCAACGACGACAACUGGACCAGGUUUCCUGAAGCGAAGACUAUCUAUCAAUACGCCGGCCAACACAAAGCAAAAAUGAUUUUUAAACGAAACAAACGCAACACUUGGAUUUAUAGAUUGCACCGUCACGCCAAAAAGGCCAAGGAAUGCUUGAAUAAAGAGAAUUGUUUGGAAGAAGAAAAUUUUUCCUUCGGUUUGGAUUUACCUGACGAUGUCGUUGGUCAGCUAUACUACUUCACCAUAGGGACAGGCAUCGUUUUCUUCUUUAUUGUAUUUACAAGGAUAAUUUAUUCGGUGGCUACGAGAGGUGAAUAACAGGCAAUAGUUUGUACGGCGUUGGAACGGAAAAUAAAUCAAUAAUAAAACUUUA